UGUAAACUGUAAAUCCCACCUAAUCUUAAAUAUCGCGGGGUUUGCUUUGAAACGAUACGUGUUGGUUGUAUAAACUUUUACCGAAUUCGACUUCAGAUCAAUAAGAAUCAUUGUAAAUAAAUCGACGAGAUGUCUGUGAUCAGGAAUUUUACCUGCGAUGAUUUAUUUAAGUUCAAUAACAUGAAUUUGGAUCCUUUAACGGAGACAUAUGCAUUAUCAUUUUAUAUGCAGUACAUGGCACACUGGCCAGAAUGCUUUCAAGUUGCAGAAUCCCCAGGCGGUGAAAUCAUGGGAUAUAUUAUCGGAAAGGCCGAGGGACAUGGAGAGAAUUGGCAUGGUCACGUAACGGCAUUGACGGUGGCACCUGAUUAUAGAAGGCUUGGUCUUGCGGCAAGGUUAAUGAAAUCGUUGGAGCAAAUUUCAGAGAAGAAGCAAGCAUACUUUGUCGAUCUUUUUGUACGUGUCAGUAACAAAGUAGCAAUCAAAAUGUAUCACGAGCUGGGAUAUAUUAUUUAUAGAACAAUUUUAGAAUAUUACAGUGGUGAUCCCGAUGAAAAUGCUUAUGAUAUGAGAAAAGCUCUCUCAAGGGAUUCUAAGAAAAAGUCUGUAAUACCACUCGCACAUCCGGUACGUCCAGAGGAGGUUGAUCAAUGAAUUGAAAAUGUACGGCCAGUUCUAUAAAAUAUCAGUUUGUAAGAACAGAUUCUUAACCGUGUAUCUCUUGCACAUACAUUGUGUUUAUGCUACUGUUACCGAGUGCCAUUUGUUUUUAUAAGUAACCUAUAAAUCGUGGGUUUACAAUUUG
Molecule: messenger RNA, 805 nt
Organism: Orussus abietinus
Lineage: Eukaryota; Metazoa; Arthropoda; Insecta; Hymenoptera; Orussidae
Gene: Naa20A
Product: N-alpha-acetyltransferase 20
Exons: 6
Coding region: 130-654 (174 amino acids)
Biological process (GO): N-terminal peptidyl-methionine acetylation
Cellular component (GO): NatB complex
Molecular function (GO): protein-N-terminal amino-acid acetyltransferase activity
Source: RefSeq, a predicted model, not a curated record